UCAGCAGGGUAGCAUCGCGCUAGUGGUGGUAGCACAACCCUCAACUGGACUGGAACACAUCCACGUUCCAAAAUCGGCAUUCCUUGCAAGAUGCCCCGCUUAUUCGCCAUUUUGACCAUUUGAUCUCAGGGCUUUUAAGCCCGACGUUUUUUUUUUGUUUUGUUUUUUUUGUUGUUAUGUUGUUGAAGAAUGGAAACGGACGACGUGUCGGUGAGGGAGCAACUUUUCCACAACCGUGUACGGGAGACCAUCAUCUGUGUGCUUCUGUUUACGUGCCUCUACAUCAUGUCCUACCUCAUACUUGCACGCUUCAAGAAGACUGCAGAGUUUGUCACCGAUGAUAUUGAGGAUGCAACUGUCAACAAAAUUGCAUUGUGGCUGUGUACAUUCACGCUGUCUGUUGCUGUAUGUGCGGUGCUGCUGCUCCCCAUCUCGAUUCUGUCCAACGAAGUGCUGCUCACCUUUCCACAGAGUUACUACAUGCAAUGGCUCAAUGGAUCUCUUAUCCACGGUUUGUGGAACCUAGUGUUCCUUUUCUCUAAUUUGUCCCUCGUCUUCCUCAUGCCAUUUGCCUACUUCUUCACUGAGUCUGAGGGAUUUGUUGGCUCAAGAAAGGGAGUCAUGGCACGAGUAUAUGAAGCAGUGAUUCUGUUAUUGCUGCUGGCUCUGCUGGUGUUUGGCAUUGUGUGGGUUGCAUCGGCACUUCUUCAUGACAAUAUGGCGAGGAAGAGCCUCUAUGACUUGUGGGAGUAUUAUCUUCCCUACUUGUACUCGGGCAUCUCGUUUUUUGGAGUGCUGCUGCUCCUGCUGUGCACACCUUUCGGGUUAUCUCGGAUGUUCAGUGUCACAGGCAGCCUGUUGGUCAAACCUCGGCUUUUUGAAGAUGUUGACGAAGCACUAAGCUGCACUGCAUUUGAGGAAGACUCGCUCUCCAGAAAACUGAAGUGUGGCAAUCCUCAGUCGUGCUGGGUCCAGCUGAAUGUCGAGGCGAUGAGGAAGGAACACCAAGCACUCCAAACAAAGCGUAUUGCUUUAGAAACACGAAGAAAAGCUUCGCCAUGGCAGAGAAACUUGGGUUAUCCACUGGCUAUGCUUAUGCUCCUUGCCCUCACAGUGUUGUGCGUUCUGAUGGUUUGUUUCAACGUGCUGGAGUUGCUCCUUGACGAAACAGCAAUGCCGAGAGGAAUGGAAGAUCCUCACCUUGGGAUGGCCUCAUUCUCAAUGUUUGGCUCACUGGGUGCAGCAGUCCAAGUAGUCCUUAUACUCUAUCUCAUGGUGUCCUCAAUCGUGGGAUUUUAUAGCUCACCUCUCUUCACCAGCUUGGUGCCUCGUGCACAGGACACCAACCUCACACAGAUGAUUGCCAACUGUGUUUCUCUUCUCAUUCUGAGCUCAGCCCUUCCAGUCUUUUCACGUACACUUGGGAUCACCCGCUUCGAUCUGCUGGGAGAUUUUGGCCGCUAUAACUGGCUCGGGAACUUCUAUGUGGUGUUCCUGUACAACAUGCUGUUUGCUGGCCUCACCUCCGUCUCUCUGACCAAGACUGUCACAUGGGCAGUGCAGAGGGAGCUGAUCCGCGCAUUUGGUCUCCACAGACUACCCUUAACCGUCUCGCGCACCACUGUCCCAUUCAGGCUCCUCCUGGCAAGCGGACUGUCGAAAAUCCAGUGACUUUCACCUCGGCAGUGUUUUGGUUUUUUGUUUUAUUUUUAAGAGAAGUCAUUGGUGACAUGACUUGUACUAAGCAGGGAUGAGGGUGAGUCCACUUGAUUGUUUGCCAUGGGUUCUCCGCUAAAGGAUGUUGGACCAAAAUGUGAAAGUACAGUUUGUGCAUUCAUAAAAAAAGGUCAAACGUGACUCAAAUUCAUAUUACACAGACAGUGGAGACCCCAAAGAGGACCCACAAUGCUUCUGAAAUGUGUGCAAGUCAGCAAAGCUAUUUUCAAGCGAUAUGCUGAAGCUGUGAGAUCAUUUCCUCUUCCUGUAUUGGCUCGCUCUCAUAUUCUCAGUGACUUGCCCACAGUUGAAGGGUGUUUCACUAUUUUAAGAGUGUAAAUCUGACCUGCGUGUUGUGCACCCACUACUGGUAUACUGUACAAUCAUGUUAAGAAAAUGGACCAAUGGGGUGCCUUAUUUUUAGUUUGUCAUGAAUGACAAAGUCACAAUUGCUGACUUAUAAAACUGCACAAUAAGAAAGCUUUACACUUGGUCUUACGCAUUGUUGGCCAGGGAAAACACUGCAGGAAACAUACGAUUUAAACAAACCAAACUGUGAAUUAUAACACUAUUUUGUGGGGAAGUGCAAUAUGUAAAAAGGACACUUAAAAAUGUGUUAAUUUUAGCUGCCUCCAUUCGGUGUGAAUGGGUUUUAUAGGUGCUUGUAUUUUUUCAUGAGACCAUUUUUGGAUCACUUUUGUUUAUCUUCUGUAAACAUUUCCCCUUUCUAGCUGUAUCGGCAGAUUAUGAGACGUUGCCGUAACCAGCAGGGGGCAUUGUAUCUCAAAUUCAAUCUCCUGUGUUUUCCAUGUCUUCUCUGCCGUGUUUGAUUUAAUGACCACACAAUAUAUUUAACUGUAUACAUUGAUCACUUUGAGGGUACUCCUUUCACACUAUAUAUAUAUUUAUAUACAAUAUAUAUAUGAUUUUGUUGUCUUUUUUUUAUAUAUAUAUACAAACUGGAACACAAUGUUUGCUUUUCAUUAUACACAUUCGGGCAUUGAAGAAAUUGCACCUUACAGGAGUAGCCCAUGAAACAGUUGUUGAAUUUCGUGACUGUGAUAUAGUUGGAAGGGGGGAUCUUUAGAGUUGGUCUCAAAGAUCGCCGAAAAUGCUCAUUGUUGACCUGAAAACACUUUUGUCGUUUUAACAGCAAAAACAAUAAAAGAUGA
Messenger RNA from Corythoichthys intestinalis (scribbled pipefish), 2888 nucleotides. RefSeq names its product limb development membrane protein 1-like (gene lmbr1l). Bases 190 to 1671 code for a protein of 493 amino acids. Gene Ontology annotation, cellular component: plasma membrane. The record is from RefSeq and is a predicted model, not a curated record. Gene Ontology annotation, molecular function: transmembrane signaling receptor activity. Gene Ontology annotation, biological process: receptor-mediated endocytosis; signal transduction. NCBI's taxonomy places the organism in Eukaryota, Metazoa, Chordata, Actinopteri, Syngnathiformes, Syngnathidae. The transcript is spliced from 17 exons.